Molecule: messenger RNA, 1502 nt
Organism: Clupea harengus (Atlantic herring)
Lineage: Eukaryota; Metazoa; Chordata; Actinopteri; Clupeiformes; Clupeidae
Gene: tmem177
Product: transmembrane protein 177
Cellular component (GO): membrane
Source: RefSeq, a predicted model, not a curated record
ACGCAGUUGCUGGAGUAAAUGACAUUGGUAUUGGCGCCGAUUUCACAUGGCUGGAAGUAAAUUCUGGCAUGAGGUUAUGUAUUGAGUUUUAAGUUCAUUCGUGUCUUGUAAAACAAUUGGGGAGCCAGCGGAUUUUUUUGUGGCACGUUUUGCAAGUAUGUGCUUCUGAACUGUAUAUUACCGCUUGAAAACCAACAUUCUGAAAAUAAGGCCUGCCAAAUGAGUUCAUCAUUUCUGAAAUUAUCUGCGUUUCUGCAGAAGUACCGAACGCCAGUGUUACUCAUUGGCUGCGGGGGAGCUUUCACAGCCAACAUUUUCUAUCAUGUUUUCCCAAAUGGAACUUACAGGAAGCUGUAUCAGGCCUGGAGUAAAGGACAACCUGCCAGUCUCUCUGAGAAACUGGAGAAUACAUUUCAAGCGGUAUUAAAGGAUUGCGCUGUCGGCUCAUCCGAAAACUACAGUGCCUUUGCGUCCUUUGGCUUUCAGCCGCUUGGUGCUGGCAUUCCCUGGUUACCUGCUGGUGCCCAAGUAGGCAUACCAGCCAAUUUUAAUAGUACUACAGAUGACGCAGCUGGCAUCACCAAUCGCACUAUUCUCAUAAACGGCAAGGAGGUAGAGUGGGAUAGUGACAUUGGCACCAACCUAAAACAGUCCCUUCUGUUUUCCCCUGAGGCACAGAAGUUUGCUAUAGCCCGGGAAGUGAUUCGAUUGGAAACAGCUGGGCCACUGUUGCAUGCUGCAGUGGCUCCAGCUUGCCUGGCUGGGAUUUGUGUCAACAGUGUGGUUCUGAAACACGUUUUUGGGCUGUACGCAGGCCCCCUUCUGGCCAGGGGGGUGGUCAAUUUAGUUGUGGUUGGUUUGGGUGCUGCAUUCUACAUGCUGGCCUCAGACGAAGUUAGCCAGUGGCUGGACUACAAAUCAGACCGCCGUGCUGCCAGCCUCUCCCUUCAAUAUGCCAAAGGUGGAGUGGAGUUCUAUGACAAGAUCCUGUCCCGGAAUCAGAGUCUACGAAUGUUGAUGGGACCAAAGGGGGAGGAGGUGUAUGCACCAAGUGGGAAUCUUUUCCCUACUAACCUGUUCAGUAUGAAGCAUGCGCCGUACACUGCUCGAAGGGAUGGAAUUGCAGGCCUCUUGAAAGAACUGAAAAUGUAGAGAAACUUAAGCUGAAUAACACAUGAAGUGUGUAAUUUAUUAUUGAAAUUAUUAGCAUUACUGUGUUAUGCUUACAAGAAAGUUCUGUGUAGUACAAAAAAAUGAUGUUGGAACAUGGAAAAAGUAUUAACUAAACUAAUCGACAGGCCUCAGCCAUCAAGUAAGAGUUGAAAGAGCUGCAGUUUUUCAGGAUAUGUAUUUCGUAAAUCUGCAGUAAAGCCAAAGUUCCUCAGAUAGACCAAGUGAUACCAUUCAGGGAUGAAGGAGCGCUCUUUUGUGUCUGUGUUGUUACACCAAAUGUGAUUUAAAAAACUUCCCAUCAGGGACAAUAAAGUUUUUAAGCAACUAUA